AUGGACAAUCUCGGCCAGCCCAAACCCCGCCAUCAGUACGUACUUUACCCUCAGGCCGGCCGCCGUGGGAUCAUGGUACACAAUGGACAGUAUCCCAACGGUGCGCCUUACGUCGGCAGUACUGGCGGCAUGGGAAUGGGCAUGGGUAUGGGCAUGGGCGCGAUGGGCUACGGCGGAAUGGGCAUGGGGGGCUACGGCUAUCCUGGGGUAAAUGCUCACAUCUCACCUCUCUACUACGGCCCGAACGUCUCUCGCAGCACGUACAGCAACUACGCUGGUUUCAUGGGCGGCUAUACAGGCUUGAGCUACGGCGUGUCUUCUUAUCCCACUUAUUCUUACUCUUCUCCCUACAUUUCCCCUUACGCCUCCACCUUCGGAUACGGGUGUGGUAUGUAUGCUAACUACUAUCACCCGUAUCAGAGGACCUACUACGGCAUGAACCCCACCAUGGCUGGCGGCGCGUAUUCCUACUCUUACCCCGGCAUGCAAUCGACGAUCAUCCCGCCGUCCACCACCACGUACACGACCGUCACGAACUCUGCUGUUCCCGUCGCGGUGAACCCAAUGGCCACGACAACUACGAGUACGACCAGGAUGCGUUCGCAAAUGCACUCUUCGCCUGUGCAUUCGGUUUCCCGCGACGACGUUCAAUACGAGAACCGCCGCGUCGCAAUGGAGCGCGGCUCCUACGCCCCGAAGGCAAUCAAGCCGGCCAGUGCGCAUCCGGACGAUCCGUUUUGGUGCAUGGAGCGCACCGGUGAGUGGCACCUGCGGACUUACUACCAGAUCGAGAACGAGUGCUACCCUGGACGCUGGCUUAUGGAUGCGGAGCACGGUUUCCUCGUCUUUCACCGACAAAGGUAG
Messenger RNA from Didymosphaeria variabile, 864 nucleotides. RefSeq lists its product as uncharacterized. Gene Ontology annotation, cellular component: mitochondrion. The transcript has a single exon. NCBI's taxonomy places the organism in Eukaryota, Fungi, Ascomycota, Dothideomycetes, Pleosporales, Didymosphaeriaceae. The record is from RefSeq and is a predicted model, not a curated record. Bases 1 to 864 code for a protein of 287 amino acids.